Mugil cephalus (flathead mullet) is the source of this 3006-nucleotide messenger RNA. It is a transcript of the gene ttc29, whose product is annotated as tetratricopeptide repeat domain 29. Gene Ontology annotation, molecular function: protein binding. The record is from RefSeq and is a predicted model, not a curated record. Lineage: Eukaryota; Metazoa; Chordata; Actinopteri; Mugiliformes; Mugilidae. Bases 188 to 1534 code for a protein of 448 amino acids. The transcript is spliced from 13 exons.
GAAUUGGGACGCGGCCUGAAUUUGCGGCGUUACCAUGGAGACGACGUCAACUCUGAAAACGUCCUGUGGAAAAACACAAUUUUCCUGAAAGUUGAAUCGCGGGUGAAGCAGGACGUGUCGUGUCUCUGAUCCAGGUUUCGGAUGAAUCAGCUCAGAUCUCGUCCAGGGAAGAAAUCGCGCUGUGAAGAUGAACGUUGCAGCAACGCGGCGGCAAACCGGCUCGUUUCUGCCCGACAUCAACAACAAACACAGAGGAACAACUUCUCAGCUCAGCAGGUUGAAGCAGCAGAAGACGUCUCUCCGCUCAAACCCGGCUCCGGAUAAACCGGCUCAGAUCAUCUCCAAGAAGGAAGUAGCUCGCUUCAGAUACCGUCCGGACCAGUUCCUGUGUGUGGAGACGCUGCAGGACGGUUUCCACCGGUCGUUUGCCGACAUCUUCUUCCUGCUGAGCUCAGAUCGUGGGCGGAGGGCGGCGGCCGAACCCGGUUCAGCUCUAAGAUCUCAGACGCCCCUACAGGACCAGCAGGAGAAACUGGAGACCAUGAGGCUGCACCUGACCCGGGCCGAGCAGGCCGAAAGGACCGGUUCCUGGUCGUCCUUGUGCGAGCAGCGCUGGCUCUUAGGUCGGUACUUCUCGGCUCCGGAGGACGUCUGGCUCAGUCUGCACUUCCACCACAGCUGUGCAGACAGAGAACAUGGGGGGCGCUCAAGACCUGCCACCGAGGCCCGGGCCUGCCUGGCUGAGCUCUACCUGCAGAAAGGUGACCUGGAGGAGGCGAGGCAGCAGGCGGAGCUUUGUGUGAAACAGGCGGAGGACGGCGGCUGGUUGGACCCGGACGGGCGGCCCAUGAUGUUCAGGGUCUGCAGAGAGUUGUGGAGGAUCUACAGCCGGAUCGCUGACGCCUCGCUGGCCGCCAGCCGCAGCGACGAGGCCCUGGCGCUGCUACACAAGAGCUACAGCAUUUCCACAGAGUGUGAAGACAAACAGAUGGAGGGGGAGGUGGCCUAUCAGCUGGGACUGACCUAUCAGAGCGUAGGAGACCAUGACACAGCCAAGCAGUUCUUCAACAGCUGCAUGCAGAUCUGUGGGACACUGGAGGAUCCUCAUGGACUAGUGAAGGCCUACAGGGCCAUGGCCCAGUCCUUAGAGAGCGAGGGACAAAUAGACGAGACGAUCCAGUGUCUGGAGACGUUGGCCGACAUGUCUCGUAUCAGUGGACUCCAGGACAAACUGGCCGACGCCUGCUUGUGUCAGGGCAACAUCUACUGCGCCAGGAGUCAGUACGUCAGAGGCUGUGAAUUCUUCCAGCUCGGCUACGACGUCGCCUGCAGCAUCGAAGACGUGACUCUGCUGCAGAAAGCGCAGGUGUUGCUGGCCGGCGCUCGCUCCCGUUGCCUGGUGAUGAAACACAUGGGAGACGCAGAGUCGUCCUCAAACUCCGCCCUGAGACGACUGCUGGACUGGGGGGACAACAGAGGACGCCAGGACGCUAGCACGGAGGCUACAUCAUUAGCAUCAGCUACGAGUCAAUAAACAUGAAAAUUACAUCAGAUUAAUGAGUAACUUUUAAAAUGAGCUUCUACUUCAUACUGACACAACUACAAUCUGACGUUAUCUGUGGUAACAUCAGCUCUAAUCUAUGAUAAUUUUAGCUGAUCUACUUUUAGAUUAGCUAAAAUUAUCGAUCGAUGCUAAUGUUAGAUCUAAUCUACUUUAAUUGUAGCGAAUCUACUUUGAUUUACGCAAAUCUAUGCUGAACAAUGCUAAUAUCAGACCUUAUAUACUUUAAUCUCAGAUCUAAUCUACUUUUAUGUUCAUCGCUGCUAAUCUAUGCUAAUCUAUGCUAAUUUCAGAUCUAAUAUACUUUACAAUAAUCUACUUUUAUGUUUAUUAAUGCUAAUUUAUGCUAAUCUCAGACCUUGUCUAGUUUAAAUUUAGCUAAUCUACUUUUAGAUUAGCUAAAAUUAUCGAUCAACGCUAAUCGAUGCUAAUGUCAGAUCUAAUCUACUUUGAUUUACGCUAAUCUAUGCUGAACAAUGCUAAUAUCAGACCUUGUGUACUUUAAUUUUAGCUAAUCUACUUUUAUGUUCAUCGCUGCUAAUCUAUGAUAAUCUGUGCUAAUCUCAGAUCUAAUAUACUUUACAAUAAUCUACUUUUAUGUUGAUCGAUGCUAAUCUAUGCUAAUCUCAGACCUUGUCUAGUUUAAUUUUAGCUAAUCUACUUUGAUUUAUGCUAAUCAUUGCUAAUCUAUGCUAAUCUCAGAUCUUAUAUACUUUACAAUAAUCUACUUUUAUGUUGAUCGAUGCUAAUCCAUGCUAAUCUCAGACCUUGUCCAGUUUAAUUUUAGCUAUUCUACUUUGAUUUAUGCUAAUCUCAGAUCUAAUAUACUUUACGAUAAUCUACUUUUAUGUUCAUCAGUGCUAAUCUAUGCUAAUCUAUGCUAAUCUCAGACCUUGUCUAGUUUAAUUUUAGCUAAUCUACUUUGAUUCACGCUAAUCAGUGCUAGUCUAUGCUAAUCUGAGGUUUCACCUUCCCUCAUAGCGUCACACUGAUUGUUGUGACAUAAACCAGUUGUGUAUCCGCUGUGUUUUCUCACCUCUUCAUCAAACAAACGUCUUGCGUUUAAUCUUCUUUGCUUCAAAUGUCAAAAACAAAAUCGAUUUAAAACAUAUUUAGAAAAAAGCAUCGCGUUUACCUUCAGCGUCGCUCCUAUUAGCAUUCACUGGUCAUUAGCAUUUAGCUUCCGUUUGCUUUUAGUUUUCUUUAGAGACAAAUAACCUAAAAGAAAGGGAAGAAAGGUUCAACUUUGCAUAAGAGCCGAGACUCAUUGUUUAUAGCUACACAUUGUUUUUUUGUAUUAAAUCAAGUUUAAAAAUAUAUUUUGAUCUGUGGGUUUUAUAUUUUUUAUUAAUGUGUGUAUGAAACAACUCAUUUUCAGUUUUAAAUAUAAGGGUUAAAUAAUAAUAAACGACCGUAAAUAUCUCUAAAUAAAGUGUAAUUUGUGA